GUACACGGAAACUUCUUUCGAGUAAUCAGAUUUCCACAAACAGCAAUAUAAUGCUGCUAGAACUUGUCAAAAAUGGUUCAAAAGAUACGGGAGCUAAAUCAAAAUGAUAUAUGAAGGUAGCAGUGGGGGUGCUGAUACAUCAUGCCUGGGCUUGACAUCAGAGUUAGGCAAGACGGUUAUCCUCUGGGGCGAGUCUAUCAUUUGUCAACCGCUGUCUCUUGUAACUGAGAGUUCAUGCAUUAUUGGAACUACUUUCCCAGGGGCUGGGUUAACCUGAGGUUAAAGAGUGAGUCUGGGUGUGUGUGCUUGCUCAUGCAGUUUGGGGGUAAGAGAGGGUUGUGGUUGAUCAACUUUUAUUAAGGACCUGGUGUAUAUUAUUUGCAUGCAUGCUGGAUUUUCAAAAAACUUAAAUUAGUCAAUAAAUAAUAAAACUUUUAUAGUCGGCAUGAAACGAAAGUUGCGAGUCUUUUCUUUCCAAUUGUGACGUGCAUGUCCGAGUGAAUGGCUUCUUGAACAAGACAAAAUGUAGGGUGGGACUUGAUGUUGUCCAUAAGGAAUUGAUUGGAUUGCUGUGACUUGCUAUUGCUGAGAUAUCAUUUGAGUGACAGUUUGCCCCACCCUUGUACCAGAAAUCACCUCUUCUGAGAAGAGAAGAGAAGAGAAGAGAAGAGAAGAGAAGAGAAGAGAAGAGAAGAGAAGAGAAGAGAAGAGAAGAGAUGCUUCUGCGAAAGGGAGGGGAAGUAAUUUUAUACAAAGAAGAGUUGCUGAAAGGAACAAUGAGAGUCUGUGUGAUACUCAUUAACAUCUGGAGCAGAGGAGAGAAAAAGCCUGCGUACACAUCCAACACUUGUCAGAUGACCCUGAUCGGUGUGUUUCUCCACUGCAGACAGAGCAUCUCUGACUCUAUAAGAAAAGAAGAUUAAUGUCAUGGACUUUUUCUGGAUGUCCUUUUUAAAUUAAGGAAGAAGGCUGAAGACUAAGGGAAAUGAUGGAAUCCACAAUGUCUAUCGCUCUGCUAGUGAUUUCAACCUGUUACUUCUUGUGUACCUCUGCAAAAUACCACCAUCAUAAUCAAGACAAGGGAAAAGAGCUAAAAUACCUCCUGGAACCUCUGGUGUAUGCUGAGGUCACUGCUCGUCGUGGACACACAGUCGUUUUGCCCUGUGUGAUGAGGUUUAAACCACCGCAUUACAGAGUAAAGUGGACUAAAAUCGACCCCCCUAGUCAAGGAGUGGAAAACAUAGUGCUUAUAACAAAUGGACAUGCAGAUAAGCAGUAUGGCUCACUGGGGCCUCGAGCGUCUCUCCGGCGUUCACAUGACCUGGAUGUUUCCCUCCGUCUUACUGAUCUGGAGCUGGAAGAUGAUGGUAGCUACCGCUGUGAACUGAUCAACGGAAUUGAAGAUGAAAGUGUUAUUAUUACACUGAGGAUUGAAGGGGUUGUAUUUCCUUAUCAGAGUCACCAUGGUCGGUACAGAUUUACCUUCUUUGAAGCUAAAGAUGCUUGUGCUGAACAGGAUGCAACACUUGCCACCUACAAGCAGCUUUACCGGGCCUGGACUGAAGGGUUGGACUGGUGCAAUGCCGGAUGGCUGAGUGACGGAACUGUCAAUUACCCAGUCCUGCGCCCACGGCAGGCUUGUGGAGGGGAUCUUCUAUCAGGCAUCCGAAGUUAUGGGCCUCGUCACAAAACACAGGACCACUAUGAUGCUUUCUGCUUCACCUCUACCACUAAGGACUCUGUUUUCUUCAUUCCAGGGCAGUUGAAUUUUGUCGAAGCUGAACAUGCCUGCAGACGGGAGGGUGCCGGUCUAGCGAAGACUGGUCAGAUCUACUCAUCUUGGAAGUUUCAGCAGCUGGACCAUUGCGAUGGAGGCUGGCUGCAGGAUGGUAGUGUACGAUUCCCCAUCGUCAACCCAAGGGAGAAUUGUGGAGGGAUUGCAGAACCAGGGGUUCGGAGCUUUGGGUAUCCCAGCAAAAGUUUGCGUCUUUAUGGGGCUUAUUGCUACAGAAAUCCAAAGUAGGCUCACCAGAGGGUUCCCAUCCGACCAACGGAAAUCUCCCUCGAUGGUCUUGUCAUUGAGACCUGUCCACUGAUACUCCCUGUAUUUAUCUAAGGAAAGAGAAAAGCACAGAAAUGCCAAAUA
This is a messenger RNA of Megalobrama amblycephala (Wuchang bream), 2146 nucleotides long. RefSeq names its product hyaluronan and proteoglycan link protein 2 (gene hapln2). The coding region runs from base 986 to 2023 and encodes 345 amino acids. Gene Ontology annotation, molecular function: hyaluronic acid binding. NCBI's taxonomy places the organism in Eukaryota, Metazoa, Chordata, Actinopteri, Cypriniformes, Xenocyprididae. The transcript has 8 exons. Gene Ontology annotation, biological process: cell adhesion. The record is from RefSeq and is a predicted model, not a curated record.